AUGUCUUGCAAUAGCUCUCUUCCACCACCGAUCCGUGACGCAUCCGGAAAAACGUACAUUGCCAUCCCUGCCCCUCCUUUCAUCUUCGCGCAGAAUGUCCCGACUCAAUCUCAUGGCUUGAACGAUAUACAAGGAUAUAUUUAUGUUGAAUGCACUUCCUCCACCCCGUAUGGCUCCGCUCAGAGAAUAUUUGCCGGAGAACAUGGCGAAGUAACGGAGGUCAAGCCGUCCGUUAGCACUUGGAUGACGACAAAUCUACCUGCUGAGCCACCACCAGGUCAUAUUCCGUGGACCGGAGAAGUCCCGUCUAGUGAUUCGUCACUCUCGAUUCCCUCUUCAACGAACAACCGCGCAGAUCUGCUGAGUGGAAGCUCGGUACGCACGAGUUCGUCGGGCAGCUCAUUUGAUCUUCCGGCAUUGGCGAGUGCAGAAACUCUGUUGAGUGAAUUAUUACCUUCAAUGUGUUCAUCCGAAUGGUCCGGAGGCGUUGUUCCCCCUUGCAUAUAUGAUGCAAAGGCAGCCGCCGCCGAAUCCCGGAACAACCAAUCCGUAUUAGCAGUGGAUAGGCCUAGAGUGCGUUCGACUGUCAAAGUCUCCAAAGCAGUAGAUAAACGCCGCUAUACGAUUUGUAUCCCAGACGAGACUAGGCGUAGAGAGGCUCAUGUCUUCAACCGUCAUCUUGCCUUUGAGAAGGAAUGGAAGCUUAGACAAAAGAAUGACCCGAGCGCCGAACGCAAAUCCAGGACUAGCUGUAUCAUGUCUCAAAUGGACAAGCUUGGUGACUUCUUUUCAGAUGGCCUGAAAAGGAUGGACAUGACUAUGUUGCACCUGAACGAAGAACAGAACAAGAUGGAGACCCCUGCUUUGGUUGUUUCUACCUCAACUGCCAUUCGCCGACUUUCGUUGGAGUCUUAUGGUGAAACGAAGAGGUUAACAAUGCCCUUGGCGACACGACGCGGUAAAAGCGUCCCAGAAGCUUUGAAAAUCAGCGAUCACUCCAAGCUUGAGGCGACAAAGUUAGAUUAUCCUGAACUUCCCACGCCAUUUCGUGGAACUCCUGGGCCAACGUCAGAGACGUUUGAUCAAGCCCCGGUAUAUCCGACUAUAACAAUCGAUCCCAGGAUGACCGCUGAACAGAUGAUUUGUAGCUUACGCGAGCAAGUCGCAAGCUUUUACCCCGGGCCCCGUGGAACCACAAAAUCAUCGGCUACGUUUGAAGGCCAAUGCAAAGAGGCGGAGAUGUGGCUUGAAGACGAGGUGAGGCAGAGUCUGUUUGAGGACAAGUGCGACUCAGAUGGUGUAAGGAAUUCGACAGAGGCCAUAGGAACAUGCAGCAAUACCAAUAAGCAUGAUAGUUCUCUGGAGAAUGUGGCCUUUCUUUCUCCGUACGCAUCCGACGGCCCUCAUCGUCAAGUGACCAAUAACAAGCAGGUCAAGACACCUCAGGUUGUGCGGUCCGAUCUGAAAGGUCGUGUUAAGUCUCUCCAAGCUAGUAUGGUUCUUCCUCCCGCGGACGAUUUGAGAGAAAGAAAUGGGAAAACCCAUAGUUCAGCCAAGUCAAAGCCGCGCAAAUCGAUCCUUUCCAACGGUUCUUCUUCUAGUUGUGGUUCCGGGAAGAAAGUACGCUUCUCAGAUGUUCCGCCGUCAGUCAUACAAUCCGUGGAGGAUCCGGCUGAAAAGUCUGUCCCAUCUGCGUCGACUUCGCCUCGACAGAUAUCGCUUUCUCCUCCUAAACGCAAACCGCCCCCGUCUAUAAGCUCCGUAAAAUCGCCCAUUGGGCAUAGCUCACUGCCACCGACUCCAAUGAAAUCAUCGGCAGUGCGGAAACCCUCUCCUUUGAAUCCGGCUGUGCAGGCUUCCGUGACGACUCCUACGAAGCGCGCAGCAGUCAAGCCACCUGCUCAGUUGGCGUUGUCACCUGUACAUGACGGCUCGCCUCCUGCACUUAGACCGAGGAGUCUAUCCGAAGGAAUGCCGCUCAAGAAGGGGCCGGUUUUCUCCUCGGGCUCUCCUAAGGGUCUCAUUGGGAAUGGUAGUGCGUCAAACGCGAGAUUCAAGAAGAGCGUCCGACGACUUAGUCUCGGUGUGAAUUUGAAAGAAAAUCGGGAGCAAUCAAUCGCCGACAAGCUUGCAAAUAUCACGAAGCGCCGUAGCCACACAAGCGAUACAGAUAAAGAAAAUCGUCGGGGCUCUGAACUUGCUUCACUUGUUGCUCGUGAGGUACAGAAGAAGACUGGUAGGCGAAGCUUGCCGUUCCAGAGCAUGCUGAGCCGACUUCGUGGGUGA
Molecule: messenger RNA, 2286 nt
Organism: Fomitiporia mediterranea MF3/22
Lineage: Eukaryota; Fungi; Basidiomycota; Agaricomycetes; Hymenochaetales; Hymenochaetaceae
Exons: 2
Coding region: 1-2286 (761 amino acids)
Source: RefSeq, a predicted model, not a curated record